Molecule: messenger RNA, 4677 nt
Organism: Hyaena hyaena (striped hyena)
Lineage: Eukaryota; Metazoa; Chordata; Mammalia; Carnivora; Hyaenidae
Gene: TTL
Product: tubulin tyrosine ligase
Exons: 7
Coding region: 181-1314 (377 amino acids)
Biological process (GO): protein modification process
Source: RefSeq, a predicted model, not a curated record
CCGGGCUGACGCGCGGGUGCCCGGGCGCAGCGCCGCCGGGAUCCUAGAGGCGCGGGGAGCCGGCGGCGGCGGGGGCCGGGACGCGGCGUGCGCCCGGGCGGGUUCCGCGCUGUGCCGCCACCUCGGCCGGCUGGUCCCUGCGGCGGCGGCCCAGGCGGCCCGGGCGCACGACCUUUCGCCAUGUACACUUUCGUGGUGCGCGACGAGAACAGCAGCGUCUACGCCGAGGUCUCGCGGCUGCUGCUCGCCACCGGCCACUGGAAGAGGCUCAGGCGAGACAACCCCAGGUUCAACCUGAUGCUGGGCGAGAGGAACCGGCUGCCCUUCGGGAGACUGGGUCACGAGCCUGGGCUGAUGCAGUUGGUGAAUUACUACAGGGGGGCUGACAAGCUGUGUCGCAAAGCUUCUUUAGUGAAGCUAAUCAAGACGAGCCCAGACCUGGCUGAGUCCUGCACAUGGUUUCCAGAGUCCUAUGUGAUUUACCCAACUAAUCUCAAGACCCCAGUUGCUCCAGCACAGAAUGGAAUCCACCCACCGAUCCAUAACUCAAGGACAGAUGAAAGGGAAUUCUUCCUGGCUUCUUAUAAUAGAAAGAAAGAAGAUGGAGAAGGCAAUGUUUGGAUUGCAAAGUCAUCAGCUGGUGCCAAAGGUGAAGGCAUCCUCAUCUCCUCAGAGGCUUCAGAACUUCUGGAUUUCAUUGACAACCAGGGUCAGGUGCAUGUGAUCCAGAAAUACCUUGAGCACCCUCUGCUUCUGGAACCAGGUCACCGCAAGUUUGACAUUCGAAGCUGGGUCCUGGUGGAUCAUCAGUAUAAUAUCUACCUCUACAAAGAGGGUGUGCUUCGGACUGCUUCAGAACCAUAUCAUGUUGAUAAUUUCCAAGACAAAACCUGCCAUUUGACUAAUCACUGCAUUCAGAAGGAGUACUCAAAGAACUAUGGAAAGUACGAAGAAGGGAAUGAAAUGUUCUUUGAGGAGUUCAAUAAGUACCUAAUAAGUGCUUUGAACAUUACAUUGGAGAGUAGUAUCUUGCUACAAAUUAAACAUAUAAUAAGAAGCUGCCUCAUGAGUGUGGAGCCCGCCAUCAGCACCAGGCACCUCCCUUACCAGAGCUUCCAGCUCUUUGGCUUUGACUUCAUGGUGGACGAGGAGCUGAAGGUCUGGCUCAUUGAGGUCAACGGCGCCCCGGCUUGUGCCCAGAAGCUUUAUGCAGAACUGUGCCAGGGCAUCGUGGACAUAGCCAUAUCCAGUGUCUUCCCCCCACCAGACGUGGAGCCGCAGCACGUCCAGCCGGCCGCGUUCAUCAAGCUGUGACCCAGGGAGGUGCCCCGAGCUCCUGCUCCAGGGGAAGGUGAAAGGUCACGAUCGCUCGCUCGUUCCCAAGCCCGAACUGGAGAAAGCGAGGCGACCGGCCCAGCCGUGGUCGACGAGAGAACACGAGAAGAAAAGCCGGCUUCCCCAAAGAGUGGUUGCUCAGGGAUUCCUAGGUGGUGCUCGCAGCACUGCUAUCGAGACGUGGGAACUGUGGCAAACCCCUCUGAGGGGAGAGUAAAAUAUUCUUCUGAGGGGAAAAGACAGGGACUUGAUUAUUUGAUGUUCUCAUCCUUUAAAAAAAAAUACCCCGUUUUUAUCCUAAGGCAGCAUUGUGAGCAGCGCCUCUUUUCCCUGGGGAUCGAGACUAUUGGACCUUUGGUCGGUGUCUUUCCACCUGCUGCAGCCUUAGUGCCUUAGCUCUAUGCCCAGCUGCAACUCUUCUGUCUGGGACAGGGAGUGGUGGCUUUUGGGAGGUGGCCGAGGGGUUCCCGCCCAUCCCUCUCCACAGCACCCUGCCCGCGAGAGCCUGGACGAGCAGGCACCAACAGUCCUCGGUGCCAUGCUGGGUGCCACGUCGCAGCAGAGGGGGUUUUCCUCACCACGUUCCCGAUGGCGUUUGGCCAGUCACCUGUCAGGGUUGCUGUGGGCUGGGCACCCAAAUGGCAAAUGCUGCUCUCAGUCUGCUCUGUGCAUGUUUUAGAAACCAAACAGCAAGUUUGCCGCAACAUAAGCAUCAAAUAAGCAUGAGAGAGAAAAAACACGAUGUCUUGCUUUACUUAGUAGUUGGGUAUGGUGGAUCUUCAAAGUAUGAUGAUUCUCAAUUAUCUUUGUUUUAAUCGGAAUUCUCCACGCACUUUUGCAAAGUUCCCUAUUGUUCUCUUUGUUGUUGUUGUUGUAACUUUUGUAAAAACCCCUCUAGGGGGCAACAGAGUAGAAUUCCACAUACACGCCGCCACCUCCACCAGGUGGCACUGCCCCAGACCCGGGCAGCUUUCCUCCAUUUUCUUGCUCUCCAAGCACCUUCUGCAGGAGCUGGAAGAGGUUUUGUUCCGGGGAGGAUUCUCCGCUUCUGCCUCUUGACAUCAGGCUGAGGCUCUGAAUGAGCGUCUGUUGGCCUGAAUGGGGGAGUCUCCUAAAAUGGGAAAGAUGGGGUUUCAGAGCUCCACAGAGAAUCUUAUAAGUCAGCAGAUGUGUCCUGUGAGGUGUAGUUUCUACUUCCUGGAUCAAAAAUUCUGUAGAUUUUUCAGGAGGCUACAUCACUACCGGUGGGAAGAGCAAGAUGCUACUUGCGUUCAGGGUGGGCUGAAUGAACAGGUGCUCCUUAGAGUGCUGGGAACCACAGCCGGCCUCCUGUCCAGUACAUGCUGUGUUCUUCCUGCGUGUCUAUAUGUGCUCCGUCGUUCUUUCUACUUGUCACCAGACAACAGUUCUGCAGUCAGGGAGACGUUUUUAAAAAAGAAAAGAGAGCAACGCCUCCUCAAACAUGAUGAGAUGUGGGAGCUUACAGCGAAGAAAGGAAUAAGGAAUAUUUCAUAGGUGCAGCAGUGGGUGUAGGAUGUGAUGGCUUUAUGUUGGGGUGAAGGAGAGGGGCCCAACCGGUUUAGCUCUUCUGUGAAUUUGGAAUUACAGAAUAAAAGGCCUGGUGGUUACCCAGGAGACAGAUGAUGAAGUGUGCAUCCAGAGCAAAGUAAAACAGGCAGUGGGGAAAGGCAGUCUUGGAGACCCAGCACUGUUGGGUUAGUGUCUAGAAAGUGUAAGUGUCCGAGUUCUUGGGACGUCUCUGUGGACUGGUGAUGGGGAAAAGCACGGAGGUUUGUGUAGUGCUAUCACAUGUGAACGCAGAUUUGUAAGGAUCUUUUGGGGCCCAAAUUAAAGGGGCAUUUGAGAGUUUUCCAGCUCUUAACAGUGACGGAGCUAAGAAUUUAGAUGUUGGAAGUCCAUGGAUCUUAAUGGAUUUUCUGAGAAAUUCAAAUCAGUAGCAUAUACGUGAGGGAAGUAAGGCUUUAAAAAGAAAGUUCUGCUUUAUUCCUCACAUGGUUUCAAAUAACUAUCUAUUUUAUGCAUUUAUUUUCAAUCAGGUGGGAUGGUUGCCUCAGAACUGUUCCAUGCCCUUCCAUGAUGUCCUUGGCACAGAUGGUUAUGCCUCACUCUUCAGUUAGUCUUUAUACGUGCGGCCCGAGGACAUGUCGCCAGUUGCUGGGGGAAGAGGUGUUCUUUAUUGGGAGAUGGUGACUCCAGUCCUGGCACUGUCAUUUGGCUGCACGGUGUGAGAUGAACUCCUUAACCUCUCUGUGCCUUAGUUUCUUAUCUCAUGGACGAAAUUGUUGCCUGACCCAGGGACUACCUCAAAGGCUUUUAGUGAGGACAGGUGAGAUUAGGAAGACUCAAGAACCUGUGGUACCAAGGUUCUCAGUGCUGACUGUAUGCUGGACUCACUUGGGAAGCUUUUAAAAAAUGUUGGUGUCUACACCCUCCUCCUCUCUCCCACCCUGACCAAUUAAAUCCAAACGUCAGGCAUCAGUAUGUUCUGAGAUGCCUUGAACCCACUGCUUGAGAAGGAAAGACAAACACGUCAUUACCUAAAAAGAAUCAGAUAAGGCCUAGGACCUUUUUUUAAAAAGUUCGUUUUGGAAGGACAGUCAUUUCUUUAAGAGUGACCAUGUUGUCACUCAACAUGUUGACAUGUGUAUUCAUGAUACAGGCAACUUCUGUCUAAGCACGUUCUUUUUGCUUCUUGUCCCAGUGUUUGUAAACACAAACGUGCUUUCGUUUCCUCAACACAGUUUGUGAGCCCUGACAACAAAUGCAAACAGACGGGAAUUUACAAAUCUGCUAAAUAUGCGUUAAGGUUAUGAAUGAUUGAGAGAAAAGCCCCUUCCGUCACACGUAAGUCCUGUGGGAAUUGUAAACUCGAUUUUACCCAGAACAUUGAAGUGCCUCAGUGUCUGUACGGUACAAUGGAGCAGGUGCCGGCAUCCUUCCCAGCUGACUUGAUGUUUCAAAGUAGUGCCUCAGGGUCGUUGCCACAGACAGAAUGUCGGGCAGUGCCGGACACCUACAGGAUCCACAGAAUCCGCAAGCAGCAGCGAAGCUCCAGAGGGUGUUUUCAUUGACAGCCAAGGUUGUGUCGAGCAGGUGUGGACCCAGCCCUGUUGUGGGCGUGCUGGGGACUCUGCUAGAGAGGACAGGGUGCCAGAGUUAGGUUUCCUGCGGCUGUGGCUGCUGCGGAGGAAACGCAGUGAUACACUUGUCUCUGAUCCUGAACACAGAAUCUGUACCGAAGAGGAAAUGACUUAUGAAAUAAGGUGAUUUUAUGAAUGUUUAAAAUGCCCAGAGCAUUAAAGUAAAGUGAUAUUUCAAGUA